Messenger RNA from Lymnaea stagnalis (great pond snail), 2819 nucleotides. NCBI's taxonomy places the organism in Eukaryota, Metazoa, Mollusca, Gastropoda, Lymnaeidae. The record is from the annotation of a GenBank genome assembly.
AAAAUAUGAACACGAUUUCCGACGGAGAGACAAAUGUGAGCUUUGAACAGAAAACUGAACGCGCUUCAAGCGACGACAGUCUCGAUCUCAACACCAAGUCAAACGUGACGGGAUCGGACAGCAUCAGUUCUGAUGCCGAGUCCACCGGCUCCUGGAAGUCCGCCACCAAACUCCAGAGAACGAAGCCUAUAAUCAUUGACAUCAGAUCGCCACAGCUGAGGCGACCCGUGGUCACGAAAAAGAAGACAUUGAUCGAAAGCUGUGAGGCCAAUCUAAGGAACGCGCCAAGCACGGCCACUCCAGCAUCUCCCGUGGUCAUUGAUGGGUAUGUUGAUCCAGGACAAUUCACAAAAAAUGAGAGACGUGAGAGGACUAACGGCUCGGAAUCCUCAGCAAAUGAAAGUGCACCGGAUAUUGCGGCACAGGAAAUAGACGGGGGUGGUGCUAAAGUUAAGGAAGCAUGUAAACUAACAGCCCAUGACGAUAUUACAUCGAACCAACAUAAUGUCGUCCCCAUAAAAAUUGCAGAAGAAAAUCUUUCGCCUAAUUCAGAACUCAGUGGUUCCGUUGUGGAAAAAGCAAAACUUUCCCGGACUAAGGACGUCGAGUCUGUCCACAGGCAACAGGAAACUAGCUCAGGGAAUAGGAGAAAGGCCAUGUUUUUCACACCUGUAGAUGCACGGGAAAAAACUCCCGAAGUCGGCGAUAACUUCAACAGCCAGACAAAGGUGGACGAUGCAGGCCAAGAGAAUGCCGAGACCAAGUCUUACAAGCCCGUGGCCUUGCCGCGACGCAAGAACCCACCUCAAGCCAAAGACGACGGACAGGUCAUUAAAACAGAAUUGCACAAAUCGAUAUCAGACAGCGAUGCCGGCUACCGCUCUGCGGCGGUGAGAGACACGACCAGAUCCAACACGCUGCCGUCCAGAGGCAACAGCUUGAUACCAGUGGUGAUCGUUGACGAUGAAACGGACGACACGGCCUCAAGUGAUGACGACGACCAGGAGGAUCACAACGAACUUCCGGCCGCGGUGAGCCCCAGCAAGAUGAGAAAUAAAAACUUGGACGCCAGCGACGACAGCGACUACGACAACCCAUGGGACAACCUGGACGACGCCGUCAAGAGGGCGUCGAUCCGCUACAACCGGCGCCCCAGCCGGCUCGCCGCAGGAACCAAGACCCUGUUGCUCAAGUCCGCAGAAGACCUCGGCAGACUUUUGGAAGAGGCGGAGAAAAAGCGGCGCCUCCGGUCGGACGGAAGUCACGGUGAGAUGCUCUCCCCCGAGGAAGACGAUGCCGAAACACCGAUAAUUCCGUUCACGAGGUUUUCCCCUUACAGGCACACGGUCAAAGGAAUAGUGUCUGAAACCAAUAUGGCGGCAUCCCAAUCGACAGAAGACAUACUGAAGAACUCAAGACAGGACUACACCAGGCUGAGCCUGCUGAGGAAGGAGGCCGCCAAGGAAACUUUAAAUAAAGGAGCCGAGCCUCGCCGACCGCAGUCGAUGACGUCAAAAUUAAAAACUAUAAUCUCGAGCCCCGAAACGAAACAUCGCAAAAACUAGACAACACAUUUUGGAGACGAGAGUUAUUGAGUUUUAUUUCAAUGAAGAGAGAACAUUCAAUAUUGAGGAAAGCAUUCAAUAAUAUAAAUAGCAUUCAAACAAAAUUAUAGAUAUUAUUCAGUGUUACAGACAUCAUUCAAUAUUACAGACAUCAUUCAAUAUUACAGACAUCAUUCAAUAUUACAGACAUCAUUCAAUAUUACAUACAUCAUUCGAUAUUACAUACAUCAUUCAUUGCUACAGACAUCAUUCAGUAUUACAGACAUCAUUCAUUAUUACAGAUAUCAUUCAAUAUUACAGACAUCAUUCAGUGCUACAGACAUCAUUCAAUAUUACAGACAUCAUUCAGUGCUACAUAAAUCAUUUAAUAUUACAGACAUCAUUCAAUAUUGCAGACAUCAUUCAGUGUUACAGACAUGAUUCAAUAUUACAGACAUCAUUCAAUAUUGCAGACAUCAUUCAAUAUUACAGACAUCAUUCAAUGUUACAGACAUCAUUCAAUGUUACAGACAUCAUUCAAUUUUGCAGACAUCAUUCUGUGCUACAGACAUCAUUCAGUAUUACAGACAUCAUUCAAUGUUACAGACAUCAUUCAUUGUUACAGACAUCAUUCAGUAUUACAGACAUCAUUCAAUGUUACAUACAUCAUUCCGUAUUGCAGACAUCAUUCAAUAUUACAGACAUCAUUCAUUAUUGCAGACAUCAUUCAGUAUUACAGACAUCAUUAAAUGUUACAGACAUCAUUCAAUGUAAUAGACAUCAUUCAGUAUUACAGACAUCAUUCAAUGUUACAGAUAUCUUUCACUGUUACAGACAUCAUUCAAAGUUACAGAAAUCAUUCAAUGUUAAAGACAUCAUUUAAUUUUAAGCAGAAAACAUUUAAAGCCCGAUUAUUUCACCCCCCCCCCCCCCAAAAGGGAAGCAAUUGGGAGAAAACAAGAACAGCUUUGUUUACUUAUCUCCCAUGAAUAUUACACUGCCCAACAUAUCUCGUGUUUGGGUCAACCGAUGGGCACACUUUAUUGAAUGUAUGAGUGAACACAAAGAUGGCAUGAUGGCCACGUACAGUACUGUAAACAUUACAUUGUGAUGGCAAUGUACAGUACUGUAAACAUUACAUUGUGAUGGCCAUGUACAGUACUGUAAACAUUACAAUGUGAUGGACAUGUACAGUACUGUAAACAUUACAAUGUUAUGGGCAUGUACAGUACUGUAAACAUUACAAUGUGAUGGCCAUGUACAGUACUGUAAACA